This is a messenger RNA of Salvia hispanica, 1335 nucleotides long. The record is from RefSeq and is a predicted model, not a curated record. NCBI's taxonomy places the organism in Eukaryota, Viridiplantae, Streptophyta, Magnoliopsida, Lamiales, Lamiaceae.
GUUCUCAGUUGAAACAAAUUCCAAAUAAGAGAACCAACUGUUUUCCCGCUAGAGUAAAAGUUUGGAUAAAGUUUUCUUCUCCUCAAUUUGUUUUGCGAUUCGUUAAUUUCGUUUUGACAUACAAUCAUGUCUUGGUGCACUAUUGAAUCGGAUCCAGGUGUUUUCACUGAACUUAUACAGCAGAUGCAAGUGAAAGGUGUUCAGGUUGAGGAGUUGUAUUCUUUAGAUCUGGAUUCACUAGACAAUUUAAGGCCAGUUUAUGGGUUAAUAUUCCUCUUUAAAUGGCGCCCUGGAGAAAAGGAUGACCGUCUUGUAAUAAAGGAUCCAAACCCGAACUUGUUUUUUGCCAGCCAGGUAAUAAAUAAUGCCUGUGCAACCCAAGCAAUCCUGUCGAUUCUGCUGAACUGUCCUGAUGUUGAUAUUGGGCCAGAGCUGUCAGCGCUGAAGGAAUUCACAAAAAACUUUCCGCCUGAGCUUAAGGGGUUGGCUAUCAAUAACAGCGAAGCAAUCCGCACAGCGCACAAUAGUUUCGCAAGACCCGAGCCCUUUGUACCCGAAGAGCAGAGAGCAUCUGGGAAAGACGAUGAUGUGUAUCACUUCAUAAGCUAUAUACCAGUUGAUGGGGUACUUUACGAGCUUGAUGGGCUGAAAGAGGGACCUAUAAGCCUGGGGGCGUGCCCUGUUGGGGGACAAGGUGAUAUGGAAUGGCUACGCUUGGUACAACCUGUGAUUCAGGAGCGCAUCGAGAGGUAUUCCCAAAAUGAAAUAAGAUUCAAUCUGUUGGCCAUAAUAAAGAACAGGAAAGAAAUUUACACAGCUGAACUCAAAGAACUCCAGAGGAAGAGGGAACGAAUCCUCCAACAACUUAGUGUGUUGCAGUCAGAGACAAUGGUAGAAGGAACUGUGCACGCGCUUAACAUGUCGCUUUCAGAGAUAAACGCUGGUAUUGAAGCUGAGACUGAGAAGAUAGUGAUGGAGGAGGAGAAGUUCAAGAAAUGGAGAACCGAAAACAUCCGUCGAAAGCACAAUUACAUACCCUUUCUCUUCAACUUCUUAAAGAUCCUUGCUGAAAAGAAGCAGUUGAGACCGCUCAUAGAAAAGGCCAAACAGAAAUCCUCCAAAUCUUGAGGGGGGCUAUCCGUACAGGUCAACUUUGGAAAAAGCUGCUAAUGUUAACUCUUAAGUUUAUUCACUGUUUAAGGUUUUGCUUAUUUUUAUUUUUAAUUAUUUUUGCAUGCAUGACUUUUAUUUAUGUGGUUAUGUACUACAGUAUAAGAUUUUUAUGGAUGUUACCUACAGAUUCUAUUUAAUACAGUACUACUUAAAAUGUUGAAA